CAACAAAGGUGUACGGUAGCUAGCUGCUUGCUUGCUUCACCUCGACCGUCAACAAAACCUCACACACUCACCAACAACCUCAACACCUGCCCACAAUGGGUCUCUUCAACAAGAGGAAUACGGCUGCCCCUGCUGACACAACUACUGCUACUGGCACCCACCACCGCGAGAAGAAGGCCGGCAUGUUCGCCAACAAGCACGAUGGCGGCGCACGAGCUUGGAACUCGCGCCCUACCUUCGGUGCAUGGAUCAAGGCUACUGCUCUCGAUAUUGUCACCAUGGCUGUUCUAGGAGCUAUUGGAUUGGGUGUUUACUUCGCUGAUCCGGCACCGAGCCGCAGCUUCCCUGUCACCUUCGCUGAUGGAGAAAUCGUCUACCCUGAGUUUGCAUACCCUCUUCGCAACGAGAUCGUUCCCAUCUGGGCAGCUGCUCUUAUGGCUUUCUUCAUUCCCUUCGCUGUCUUCCUCAUCUGCCAGAUCAGAGUCCGCUCGUUCUGGGAUGUCAACAACGCAACCAUUGGUCUGCUCUACGCCCUGAUCGUUGCGGCCGUCUUCCAGGUUUUCAUCAAGUGGUUGAUCGGAGGCUUCCGCCCUCACUUCCUCGCCGUUUGCAAGCCUGUCAUCCCAGCCAACCUCGCCUUCGACACCGACACCUUCGAAUCCGCUGGCCCGACCGGAACCAACGUCGCCAACGGCUACCGCUCCAUCAUGUUCGACCGCAGCAUCUGCACGGGCGACAAGAAGGAAAUCAACGACUCUCUCGAGUCCAUGCCCUCCGGCCACACCACCGCUGCCUUCGCCGGCUUCGUCUUUCUGUACCUCUACCUCAACGCCAAGCUCAAGGUCUUCGCCAACUACCACCCCGCCAUGUGGAAGCUCGUCGCCAUCUACGCGCCCCUGCUUGGUGCCUGCCUGAUCGGCGGCGCCCUGACCAUCGACGAGUACCACAACUGGUACGACAUCCUUGCCGGCGCCGUCAUUGGUACGCUCAUGGCGUUCAGCAGUUACCGCAUGGUCUACGCCUCGGUGUGGGACUUCCGCUUCAACCACGUUCCCGUGCUGCGCCACGCUCCGUUUGUCUACGGCGCUGGACCCAGCACUUUCGAUGGUUUCCACGAUGCUGUCUGGACGCGCAAGGCUGGCUGGGGCUCGCACGAUGGAAGUGCCUGGGCUGGUGCGCCAUUUGAUGCUGCGGAUGGCCCUAGGGGCACUAUGCAGCCUCAGGCCGAGGGUCCCAUGGGCGCUGGUGCGGGUGCAGCUACUGGCCACCACAUGCAGAGGAAGCCUGUUGGUGGUAGCAGGCUGAGCCAUGAACAUGGGGUUCGUGGUGAGCAGAUGGUCUAAGAUGUCCGUUGCUCUUGCUCGACUGGGUUUCGACGUGAACGAGAGUCUAUGGUGAUGAUGAUAAGCUAGC
Macroventuria anomochaeta is the source of this 1413-nucleotide messenger RNA. RefSeq names its product acid phosphatase/Vanadium-dependent haloperoxidase. The transcript is spliced from 3 exons. The coding region runs from base 96 to 1343 and encodes 415 amino acids. The record is from RefSeq and is a predicted model, not a curated record. Gene Ontology annotation, biological process: phospholipid metabolic process. NCBI's taxonomy places the organism in Eukaryota, Fungi, Ascomycota, Dothideomycetes, Pleosporales, Didymellaceae. Gene Ontology annotation, molecular function: phosphatidate phosphatase activity.